Molecule: messenger RNA, 1615 nt
Organism: Spodoptera frugiperda (fall armyworm)
Lineage: Eukaryota; Metazoa; Arthropoda; Insecta; Lepidoptera; Noctuidae
Product: fatty acyl-CoA reductase wat-like
Exons: 10
Coding region: 3-1583 (526 amino acids)
Biological process (GO): long-chain fatty-acyl-CoA metabolic process
Cellular component (GO): peroxisome
Molecular function (GO): alcohol-forming very long-chain fatty acyl-CoA reductase (NADP+) activity
Source: RefSeq, a predicted model, not a curated record
CCAUGGAUCCAGCUUUAGCAGUGGAAAUGGAGGCUCUGUCUCGACAGAAAGCCAUGUUUGAGGCAACAGAACGAGGAGACUCCACAGUCCAGCAGUUUUAUAAAGACAGCACCGUGUUCCUGACUGGAGCCUCAGGGUUCCUGGGCAAGCAGCUCGUGGAGAAACUCUUCAGGGCCUGUAAUAUUCGAAAGAUCUUCAUUCUACUUCGACCGAAGAAAAAUAUGACGAUUCAAGAAAGACUUGAGGAAAUGUUACAAGAUCCAGUCUUCAGUCUGGUAAAAAAGAAGAAACCUAACUUCGCAGAAAACAUAGUGCCGGUGAAAGGUGACGUGGCUGAGAUUAAGCUGGGCUUAAGUGAUGAGGACUGGACUAUGAUCACUAAUGAGGUAGACAUCAUAUUCCAUGUGGCAGCUACCACCAGGUUUGACGAGGCUCUCCGAAUCUCUACCAUGAUCAACAUCAGAGGCACCAGGGAGGCUGUUCUGUUGGGGAAAGACUGUCAGAAACUCAAGUCAUUCGUCUACGUAUCCACCACAUACUCCACGGCUACCCAGGCCAAUGUGGACAAGGAGGUGAUGGAGAGGUUCUACCCUUGCCCCCUGCCACCAGAGCUGAUGGUGGACAUGGCUGAGAACAUCGAUGAUGAGAGGAUGGAUGCUAUUGAGGCCAACCUGAUCAAAGGAUAUCCCAACACCUACACGUUCACAAAAUCCAUAGCUGAAGAAGUGGUGAGGAGCAGAGCUGGUGACAUGCCUACUUGUAUCAUCAGACCAGCAGUGGUCAUAUCUUCAUACCGUGAACCAGUACCAGGAUGGGCAGAUGCCAGCUGUGCUUUCGGAGCUAGUGGGCUGAUCCUAGGUCCUGCAACUGGUCUGAUCCAUGCGAUAUAUGCAUCAAAUGAUGUGAAGUUUAGUUUGGUGCCAGUAGACUAUGUCAAUAAUGCUAUACUAGUGGCUGGGUGGUACACAGCUACUAACAGACCAAAUGAUGUCCAGAUAUAUUCAGUUUCUAGUGCCAGGAAUUUGUUUCAUUCAACAAAACCGAUUUCCUCAAAGAUCCGCGACAUUGGCAAGGUCCUGCCGACCCCGCUAGCUGUGUGGUACACCUUCAUAGUAAACACAUCCAACAAGCCCCUGUUCUUCCUACUAACGUGGCUGUUGCAUUACAUUCCCGGCUACAUACUGGAUGCUUGCUGCAUACUGCUUGGAAAACCGACAAUGUUCAUAAAACUAUACAACCGAGUUAACAGAUCGUCUCUCGCUCUAUCCUACUUUACGACACACACAUGGGUCUUUAACGACACAAACUCUGACAAACUAUUCAACAGUCUGUCAAAAACUGACAGACUAAUAUUCAAUUUUGAUACCACAGACAUUAAUAUACCAGAAUUUGUUACGCUAUGGUGUGUUGGGCUUCGAAAAUACUUGAUGAAGGAUGGUAUUAAAAAUACGGAAUACGCGAAAAGAAAGCAGGUACUGUUGAAAUAUUUGCAUUAUGUAGUGUCGUGUUUAUAUGUGUAUGUUUUGUUUAAAGUUGCGUGUUUUGUUUGCUAUUUAAUUCUGUGUUUGUUUGGAAUUGUUUGAUAUUUGAGUUUUUUUGUUUGUAAUUAAUUAAU